Molecule: messenger RNA, 414 nt
Organism: Symbiodinium natans
Lineage: Eukaryota; Dinophyceae; Suessiales; Symbiodiniaceae
Source: the annotation of a GenBank genome assembly
AUGCAUCUCGACAUAUCUCGAUGCAAAAAUCUCAACGACAGCGGUGAGGCGGAGGCGAGGGUGGCAUCAGCGAUGCUUAUGCAGCGCCAGCGGGUGAGGCCACUUCCUCAAGGUUUCUUUCGCCAUCUUUCGCCAAGAAGACUGUUGCCUCCUAUUGUAAACGGUAGACCAUCACCGUCUCAGGCUGGCGAAGGCAUGCUGGUGGCGGCCGGUAGCCUUGGAACUGGCCCUGGGAGCUUGUCAACAACUCAGAACUUGGAUGCGCUUUUGCUGCGCGUCUUGUGGCUUUCUUGUGGUUCCACUACAGCGGCCCACCAGAGCUUGCAGAAGGUUGGGUGUUUGGCUGCCAACCGAUGGGCCGAAGGAGAGAAGCGCCGAACCAUGUCGAGACACUGUCACGAUGCUAGCAGCUAG